Messenger RNA from Coffea eugenioides, 2078 nucleotides. Its product is annotated as transmembrane 9 superfamily member 2-like. Gene Ontology annotation, biological process: protein localization to membrane. The transcript has 8 exons. Lineage: Eukaryota; Viridiplantae; Streptophyta; Magnoliopsida; Gentianales; Rubiaceae. The coding region runs from base 98 to 1864 and encodes 588 amino acids. The record is from RefSeq and is a predicted model, not a curated record. Gene Ontology annotation, cellular component: membrane.
ACUAUGCCGAAAGAAAGAAUCAAAGAAACCUUGCUGUCUUUGUAUCAAAGAAAACUUUCCAUCUUUGUAGCUUUCUGGUGGACUGAAUUUGAAUUGGAUGGUUUUCCCGUUUCUUCUGAGCAUGAAAGGGUUUGUGGACAUUCUUGCUGUCACUGUCAUAUUUACCAGUAUUUCUAGCCAAGUGAAAUCAGAUGCUUCCAAGCACAUAUAUCAAAAAGGAGAUCCAGUCCCACUCUAUGCCAACUGGGCUGGUCCAUAUGGCAACCCCAGUGAAACUUUUCCAUAUUACAGUCUUCCUUUCUGUCAACCAGAUCCUUUGAAACAGAAGAAACAAUCUAUUGGCGAAGUGUUGAAUGGAGAUCACCUUGCUUCUUCUCCAUAUAAGAUUGAUUUCCGAAUGGAGCAUAAAUUACAGGUUGUGUGUGGGAAAAAUCUGACCAGGCAUGAAGUAUCUUUGUUUCGAACUGCCAUUGAGCAAGACUACUUGUGGGAAAUGUACUACGAUGACUUGCCAUUUUGGGGUUUUAUCGGCUAUGUUAGGCCUGGAUAUUUCAUAUUCACACAUACUGACUUUAAAAUUCUUUAUAGCGGAGACCAUGUGAUUGGGAUUCUUGCUAUGAACACACAUCCUGCUGAGCUGGCAGACGGAAAGGAAGUUGAUCUAAACUUCACAUAUGCAAUAAUGUGGCAAGAAACAAACAUCACAUUUGAUAAAAGAAUGGACGAGUACAUAGACAUCUCAAGGCAUUUACCACAUAAUAUCAAAAUCCAUCAUGUUGCAAUCUCAAAUUCAUUGUGGACAGUUCUCAUUUUAUUUGGUUGUCUGGUGGUACUGUAUGUGCGAGUCCUUAGAAAAGACAUUUAUGAGUAUGCAAGUGAUCAGGAAUCUGCUCGUGAUCACGAAGAGACAGGGUGGAAGAUUCUCCAUGCAGAUGUGUUUCGGUACCCCAAGUACAAGUCUUUGUUUGCUGCAGCUAUUGGUUCUGGUACCCAGUUAUUAAUAUUGUCAAUGUUAAUACUGGUCUUAGGCCUUACUGGUUUAUUUCAUCCGUAUGAUCGAGGAGUUUACAAGACGGCAUUGAUCAUAUCAUAUGCAAUUACAUGUGGGGUUGCUGGAUUCUUUGCAGUUUCUUUCUAUCAUCAGCUUGAAGGAACUGACUGGAUGAGGAAUGUAUUCCUAACAGGAUGUAUUUUUGGUGGGCCUCUAUUUCUUUCUUUCUGUGUCCUAAAUGCUGUUGCCACUAUAUAUGGGCUUACUGUAGCACUUCCUAUUGGUGGAAUUGUUGUGAUUUUUCUUCUGUGGAUGUGUUUAGCAUUGCCAUUGCUAUUGUUGGGAGCAUUUUUUGGGAAAGUAACUGAUUGGCACUUUCAAGCUCCUUGCCACACCUCAAACUGUCCUAGAGAGAUUCCAGCUCUCCAUUGGUACAGGGGUGCUCUUCCUCAAAUGGCCUUGGCAGGAUUUCUGCCAUUUGUUUUUAUCUUUAUUGAACUCUAUGACAUCUUUGACGCUGUAUGGGGUUACAGGGUAUACAAUCUGUAUGGGAUUCUAUGCAUUGUCGUAGUGCUUGUUAUAAUCGCUACUGCUUUUGUUUCUGUUGGUUUGACAUACUUUCAGCUUGCUGCCGAAGAUCAUCAAUGGUGGUGGAGAUCAUUUCUUUGUGGUGGUUCAACUGGUCUCUACAUAUUUGGCUACUGCUUCUACUAUUACUUUAAAUCCCAAAUGAGGGGCUUCAUACAAACCUCAUUCUUCUUUGGCUACAUGGCCUGCAUCUGCAAUGGGAUCUUUCUCAUGCUAGGUACUGUAGGUUUUCGUGCCUCUUUACUUUUCAUUCGGUACAUAUAUGGUUCCAUAAAGUGUGACUAGUUCACCGUAGGUUUUGAAUGAAUUCUUUAGUUGUGUUCGUCAUGUUUAUAAGGAAAAGCUUUGACUGGUGUAAAAAGAAUAGAUUUCCACUCUAUUUCUGGAGAGGAAAACAGAUUGUCUGUGGAAUGUAGUUUUAUCAGUUUCGAUAUGGUCAGAUAUUUUCAUGAAACAGAAGGCACAAAAAUCCCCAUGUCUACAGCUUGUAUAUAUAGUC